This is a messenger RNA of Menidia menidia (Atlantic silverside), 1008 nucleotides long. Lineage: Eukaryota; Metazoa; Chordata; Actinopteri; Atheriniformes; Atherinopsidae. The record is from the annotation of a GenBank genome assembly.
AUGUUCAUUCUGAAUCGUGUUUUGUUUGUUGGCGGCAUCAUUGCCCCACAGACCGCCUCCCUCCCCGUGAUGCACUUUUUUGCUUGCCCUUGUCUGAUAUCUCCCAAAAGAAACAGUCCUUACAGCUCAGUCGACAGUGAACGCUACUCUUCUCUUGUUAAAGCUGUUAUGUCAUCCAGGGUUAGCUCCCAAACUCCCGAGACCCUCCAAGCAGAAGACGAGCACAUUUAUGGACCUGUAGUUAAAGCUCAAAUGCCCACACAUACUGAGAGGAGGGUACCCAAAACUACCCAUCCUUUCUUUGACUACGAACGGACUCCAGAAAUUGAAGAGCCAGAACCAGAAACCCCAGUCCGGAUUCCGUUAAAUCGGGGACAGGGUAGGUCUUCUGUACCGAGUGUGACGCGGGUUCUUCAGCAGACACUUUCUCCAGAGCAGAUCUUCUACCUGGAGAGAUGGAAGAGGAGGAUGAUCUCAGAACUUGGAGAGGAGGGCUUCAAAGAAUACAGCCGAAAUAUAUUUAGACAAGGGAAGCAUUUCCAUUCAGCUCUGGAGGACUACAUGACUUCGGCCGCAACAGCUCCUUCAGAGACCCCUGAAUAUCCACCUGAAGUGCAAGGCUACAUGGAGAGCAUAUCUCACAUACUGGAGGACGUGGGUGCAGUGAGGGCCAUCGAAAGCACUGUGCAACACGAGACGUUGAACUACUUGGGAAUCGUGGAUUGUGUAGCUCGCUAUAGGGGCGUACUAUGUGUUAUUGAUUGGAAGACCUCAGAAAAACCCAAACCCUUUUUGAGCAACACCUACGACAACCCUGUUCAAGUGGCAGCCUACGCUGGGGCCUUAAAUAAUGAUAAAAACUACAAAUAUCAGGUUGAAAAUGGACUCAUUGUUGUGGCCUACAAAGAUGGCUCGCCCGCCCAUGCUCACCAGCUCAACUCAGAGCUGAUGUCUGAAUACUGGAGAGCUUGGUUGCUGCGCCUGGAAGACUUCACAGAGCAAAAGUAA